AUGGGUUGGCUUCGGCUCUUCUUCCUCCAUCCUGUAUCACUUUAUCAAGGUGCUGCUUUCCCCUUUGCACUUCUGUUUAAUUAUCUCUGUAUCAAGGAUGCCUUUUCCACCCGGGCCAGGUACCUCUUUCUUCUGACUGGAGGAGCUAUCCUGGCUUUGGCUGCCAUGGGUCCCUACGCUGUGCUCCUUUUCGUCCCUGCUCUCUGCUCUGUGGCUCUGGUCUCCUCACUCAGUCCACCGGAAGUCCACAGGCUAAUUUUCAUCUUUCAGAUGGGCUGGCAGACCCUAUGCCACCUGGGUCUUCACUAUACCGAGUACUACCUGCAAGAGCCUCCACCCUUCAGAUUCUACAUCACUCUUUCUUCCCUCAUGCUCCUGACGCAGAGAGUCACGUCCCUCUCCCUGGACAUUUGUGAAGGCAAAGUGGAGGCAGCCUCGGGGGGCAUCAGAAACAGGAGUUCUUUGUCUGAGAACCUGUGUGAGGCUCUACCUUAUUUCAGCUACCUGCUCUUUUUCCCUGCACUCUUGGGAGGCUCCCUGUGUUCCUUUCAGAGAUUUCAGGCUUGUGUUCAAAGAUCAAACUCGUUGGAUCCGGGUAUCCCCUUGCGGGCUCUGACCUGGAGGGGUCUGCAGAUUCUUGGGCUGGAGUUCCUCAAGGUGGCGCUGAGGAGGAUAGUGGCUGCAGGAGCCGGAUUGGAAGAUUGCCAGCAGCUCGGGUGCAUCUACACCAUGUGGUCCACAGCGGGGCUCUUUAAACUCACCUACUACUCCCACUGGAUCCUGGACGACUCUCUCCUCCACGCAGCGGGCUUCGGGUCAGAGGCUGGCCAGAGGCCUGGGGAAGAGGGCUACGUCACUGACGUGGACAUCUGGACACUGGAAACUACCCACAGGAUCUCCCUGUUCGCAAGGCAGUGGAACCGAAGCACAGCUGCGUGGCUCAGGCGGCUCGUCUUCCAGAAGAGCCGGCGCUGGCCCGUGCUGCAGACUUUUGUCUUCUCUGCCUGGUGGCACGGGCUCCACCCAGGACAGGUGUUUGGCUUCCUGUGCUGGUCUGUAAUGGUGGAAGCUGAUUAUCUGAUUCACACCUUUGCCAACGCGUGGAUCAGAUCCUGGCCUCUGCAGCUGCUUUAUAGAGCCUUCACUUGGGCCCAUACCCAGCUCAUCAUUGCCUACGUCAUGCUGGCGGUGGAGGGCCGGAGCCUUGCCUCCCUCCGCCGGCUGUGCUGGUCCUACAACAGUGUCUUCCCUACAGUGUACUGUGUUUUGCUUUUUCUAUUAGUGAAGAAGAGACACAAGAGGCACUGA
Molecule: messenger RNA, 1308 nt
Organism: Acomys russatus (golden spiny mouse)
Lineage: Eukaryota; Metazoa; Chordata; Mammalia; Rodentia; Muridae
Gene: Mboat4
Product: membrane bound O-acyltransferase domain containing 4
Exons: 3
Coding region: 1-1308 (435 amino acids)
Biological process (GO): lipid modification; peptidyl-serine octanoylation
Cellular component (GO): endoplasmic reticulum membrane
Molecular function (GO): serine O-acyltransferase activity
Source: RefSeq, a predicted model, not a curated record